GCUGACUCGCCCCCCUUUAGUAUACUAGAUGGUUGUUGAUUUCUACUAACCUGUAGAAGAACUGUUCACGACCCACGUGGCUGACCAAUACAGCGCUGCUGAGUGUGGACUACAUCCAGUAUACAGUGCCAUCUGGCUUUGCAGCCUCUAAAGAUAAUUUGUGCGAACUGAAAAGACAGUGAUUGAACAUUUAGCAGAGGCGAGUCGGGCUGAGACUGAGAGGGAAGGAGACAGAAGACUGGAGACUUCUCCCUCUGAACUGACUUUUCUGUACUCUGCACCAGGCCAAACCACCUAUCACUGAACUGCGAAAUUUAUGUUGUAUAAACAGCUGUUAUAUAACAAACAACAUCAACUUUUUUCCUACAGACUCUGUGUUGGAUUGUUUCUGAGGUGUGGAAAUCUUACUUAUGUAACUCAUGCUUAUUAAUUAACACUACCUGGUGAUUCAACGUAAGUGAGCACGGCACAGCACUAUUUUUGCAUGACCCAUAGCUUGCAUGAGCAUCCAGGACUGCUUUUGAUUUUGAAGAAGGACCCUUGAGCCCUCAACCCUCUUCUGCCUGUCUGGCCAACUGUAGCAUUUGGGUGUGGAAGGGUGGUUUCUGAAUUAGGCCUCUGGAUGCUUGUUGAAGAUGACUUGUGUUGGCAAAUCUAAAAGCCCCUUACCCAAAUAGAGAGCUUGGCAGCAGGACACACAAACACAACACACAAAUGUGGAUGCCGAAGCGGCUUUGAGCCAUGCUGGUGUUGCUACUCGUGGAGCCCUGGAGUACAAGCUAUCAUCAUCCCUAUCAUCAUUCACCCAAGCUGAGAAAGAUUCAACGGCCCCAAGGAAGAAGUCUACACUUCUGAACAAUUCAAAGGAGACUGGAAAACUGCGCUAACACACAGAGAUCCACAGCAACAUCCACAACCACACAUACAGACACACUAAUACUGCUUUCAGCAAAUCCUUGAUACAGGACAACGAAGCUGCAGCAAACGUGAACAGCACAGAAACCGAGGAGUCAGGAGCUGUGCAUCAACAUGGCAGCUGAGAGUCUCGCCGAGCUCCGCGACUGGCUCUUUCUGCUCCUCCUGUGCCUCACCUUACUGGCUGAGGUGCUGGAACUGGCGGCAGCGGCAAUUGCCAUGGAGACAGGCGAGGGAGAUGAGGGCAUUGUUUGUCCCUCGGUGUGCCGCUGUGAUGAAGGUUUUGUCUACUGCAACGACCGUGGCCUCAGCAUAAUUCCUCCACUACCAUUAACGGCUGCUAUACUCUACUUGCAGAGCAACCGGCUGAGUAACGCUGGGUUGCCUUCAUCACUGGAACGCAGCACUUCCAUAAGAGUGAUUUAUCUGUAUGCCAACCAGUUGGAUGAAUUCCCUAUACACCUCCCACCUUCGUUACGGGAGCUCCAUUUGCAGGAUAAUAAUAUACGAACGUUACCGCGAUCAGCUCUGGCCAAGUUACCAUUACUAGAACGUUUACACCUGGAUGAUAACUCUAUAUCCACAGUUAGCAUCCAGGAGAGAGCUUUUUCUGGGACUCCACGGCUUCGACUGCUGUUUCUGUCUCGGAACCAUCUGUCAAGCAUCCCUGCGGGCUUGCCAGCAUCCUUGGAAGAGCUGCGGCUGGACGACAACAGAAUCAGCACCAUCCCCACACAUGCCUUUAGGGGACUCUCCUCGCUUCGACGCUUGGUCCUGGAUGGGAACCUGCUGGCCAACACACGCAUUGCAGAUGACACUUUUUCCCGUCUCUCCAACCUGACUGAGCUGUCACUAGUAAGGAAUGCCUUGCAGUCACCACCAGUGAACCUGCCUUCGGCUCACCUUGUGCGACUCCAUUUGCAAGACAACGGGAUGACCCACAUACCAAGAGGGGCACUGGAGGGGAUGCGGCGGCUACAGAGGCUAGACCUGUCAGGGAACAAUCUAACCACUCUCCCUCGAGGACUUCUGAAGGACACAGAAAGCCUGGAGAUGCUACUGCUGCGAGGAAAUCCCUGGUACUGCGGCUGCAACCUUCGCUGGCUCCAUGCCUGGCUGCACAGCCGGGGGUCAGCGGUGACAGUCCGGGGCCUGACCUGUCAGGGGCCUGAGCCUGUAAGAGGCCAGUCCCUUAGGGACCUAAACUCCCUGAUGGAGCAGUGUGAAGGCCCCCCUUCUGGUCCUAGUACUGGAGUUGGGGUGAACCCAGCAGAAAAAGAUGGUGAAGGUGAUGAUGGUGCUGGAGGGGGCCAAGCAGUGGCUUCAGUCCCUCAUGGCAGCACCACUACUACCUCUCUGUUAGUUCCUACACAAGGUUCCCUCUUCACCCUGCGAGCCAAGCGGCCAGGCCUUGUUAUGCCUCUGCCUCCUGGUGAAGGGGGACAGGUACCUGGAGAGGCCCUGGAGCUGACUGUAAAACCUCUCUCUUCUGACAGUGUACUGGUGACCUGGUUGUGCCCACAGCCAGCACCCUCUUUCCGCCUGUCGUGGCUGAGAUUGGGAAGCAGUGCAGCUCUAGGUUCAAUAACAGAGACUCUGGUGCCUGGAGAAAGGAAACAGUAUCUCCUGACCCAGCUCACCCCACGCUCCCAUUACCUCAUCUGCCUGCUGCCACUACGACAGGAGCCCUCCUUCGGGGGUUCCAGCAUGGGUUCAUCUCGAGGUGGCAGCACAGACACGGACAGUAAAGACUCGGCCCCGGCCUGUGCUCAGAUAGAGACUGGAGAGGCUCUGGUCAGCUCAGCAGGGGAGGGGUCAGAUAAAGAGGGACAGGACUCAGAGAUAACAGCCUUGCCAUUGGCUGGGAUCAUAGGGGGUGCUACAGCAUUGGUAAGCCUGCUAUUAAUCUUUGGCAUCUUCUGCUGGUAUGGACAGAGAGCAGGUUACAUGUCCGGGGACUCAGGCUCAUACAACAGGGGCCGGGGUGGAAAACAUUAUGAUGACUAUGUAGAGUCAGGCACCAAGAAAGACACUUCCAUCUUAGAGAUCAGGGCCCCCCCUGCAGGGUUUCAGAUGACAGCUAUGGCCCAUCAGCCCCUGCAGCCUAAGCUGGAGGAUGUCACCUAUAUCCACACCAUCUUCCCCUCCUCUUCCUCUUCCUCCCAAGCUAACGGGACCUACCGGAGCAGCCAUGGAGCUGGUACCCUCAAUGGCACCAUCCUCAGCCAGACCAGCCACCAUCAAGUCACUUAUGGUACCAACCGUGGCUACAGAGAGGGUGGCAUCCCUGAUAUAGAUUAUGCCUAUACGUGAUGAUACAGGGACUCACUCUGGUCUGGUCUGGUCACAUUUUGUUCUUGGUUUCCAAAGUACCCUCUGUGCCUCUGCUGGUUCAAAAUUGAUUUGCUAAGUAGAAAAGACUGUUUUCAGCUAUGUUGAUUGAACAUUACUAUUGAGUGACAGAAGUAACAGUCCUAUUAUAUUCUACUACUGUAUACUACAUUAUACGGUGGGCCCUUCUUUCAGCGCUACUUAUAUUUAUAAAUGGUUACGUUUUCUCUUUUGGAUAUCUCAGUGUCUUUCAAAUCUACUGUUCUUCACAGCUCAUAAUAAUACACAGUAAGUUAUUUGAGGUUGAUAUACUAGGCUUAGCUGAUUUAGCCGGAGAUAUAUUUAUAAUGCGAGGAAAAGGCACUUGAUGUGUAUAGAGAUAGCUCUCAUAUCUUCCUACCAACUGUAAGCUCUGUGCUGUAUAGAUAAAAGGAAUGACAGAAGGAGAAAUCAAUGGUUGUUAUUACACACAGACGACAAUGCAUCAUGGUUAACAUGAAAAGAUGCAUCCCUAGCCUCCCUCUGGUUUACUCCCCUCCUGUUUAAUUUUUCCUUCUUUACGCCUCUUUUUUUUUUAAGCUGAGGCUCUUUCUUUCUUUUCUUUCUCUCGUGUCUUUUGUGGUGCCGUGAGCAGAGAACGACUUUGUUCUCGCCAAGGGAGCUGACAGCAGUGAUAACGGUUCUGACAGAGAUGGGAGACACAAAUCACAGCAUGGGGAAACUAAUGAGAGGGAGAGAGAAAAAGCGAGAGAGUGUGGGGAAAUGGAGAGAUGGACGGAUGGAGGAGGACAGCGUA
Molecule: messenger RNA, 4042 nt
Organism: Monopterus albus (swamp eel)
Lineage: Eukaryota; Metazoa; Chordata; Actinopteri; Synbranchiformes; Synbranchidae
Product: leucine-rich repeat transmembrane protein FLRT1-like
Exons: 2
Coding region: 1030-3228 (732 amino acids)
Molecular function (GO): protein binding
Source: RefSeq, a predicted model, not a curated record